UCGAUAUUUUCGGAUUCCCAUUCACAACUCCUGCAUCGGCAACAGAGCUAGAAACUGCGCGAUGUUGCAGGCUUCCAUUAACCCGAUCCAAUCGCCGCCUCCGGCGUUCCAUUACAAGACAGCAGGACUCGCAUUCCCUUCAUCACUUGCCUGCACCAUCAGCCGGCCGUCGCCGACAUCGUUACGUCUGCGAUCACCCUCAGUAACGAGAACCUCCAUCUCUUCUUCAUUUCAACUCAAAGCCGGAAAAGGCCAUUACAGGAUGGAUGGCUUCCUAGAUGUUGAGCUCAAAGUUCGUGAUUAUGAGCUGGAUCAGUUUGGGGUUGUCAACAAUGCUGUUUAUGCGAGUUAUUGCCAACAUGGUCGUCAUGAACUGCUGGAAAGCAUAGGCCUCAGUCCUGAUGCAGUUGCUCGUGAUGGCGAUGCAUUAGCUUUAUCAGAAUUGACUUUGAAGUUCCUUGCACCACUUAAAAGCGGAGACAGAUUUGUUGUUAAGGUAAGGAUCUCGGGGAUGUCGGCUGCUCGCUUCUACAUCGAUCAUUUCAUUUUCAAGCUUCCAAACAUGGAGCCAAUCUUGGAGGCAAAGGGUACAGCAGUUUGGCUCAACAAAAGCUAUCGUCCAGUGCGUAUCCCGCACGAAUUUCUAUCCAAGUUUGCUCAGUUCGUUCGGGAUCAUGACUCGAAGUGAUCGACUUUGGGGCGAUAUCGUUGAGGUAUUUUGCUUUUGCCCAUCUCAGAGAGAAUACAAUGAAGCAAAUAUAUGAUUCAUAUACUAAAUGCAUAGCUAUGAAUUCUUGCCUUCACCUAUACUCAGACCACUGCUACUCAAAUAGCAUCUUUACACAACAUGAAUAUCAGCCUCAUUCACAUAGGUGUAUGUCAUUUGAUGAGACGACCUUACUAUUAUACCGAUCGAACAUUUGUGUCCUUUGUAUUCUAAAUCAUAUCCUUUGACGACUGUAUAAAAAUUCCGCACUUAAACGCUGAUGAGGGGUGUGUCGUUGAAAUUUGAGCUUCUAGUUAUAUCAUAUUCACCCGAGAGAUUGUGUAUCUCUUAUAGUUAUGAGAUAUUUGUAUAAUUCAUGAGUUAGCAAACGAGAAUAAAUGAUAUCUAUUACUCAGUU
Messenger RNA from Cucurbita pepo subsp. pepo (vegetable marrow), 1124 nucleotides. Its product is annotated as acyl-acyl carrier protein thioesterase ATL3, chloroplastic. NCBI's taxonomy places the organism in Eukaryota, Viridiplantae, Streptophyta, Magnoliopsida, Cucurbitales, Cucurbitaceae. Gene Ontology annotation, molecular function: fatty acyl-[ACP] hydrolase activity. The record is from RefSeq and is a predicted model, not a curated record. Gene Ontology annotation, cellular component: chloroplast.